Molecule: messenger RNA, 1212 nt
Organism: Orycteropus afer afer
Lineage: Eukaryota; Metazoa; Chordata; Mammalia; Tubulidentata; Orycteropodidae
Source: RefSeq, a predicted model, not a curated record
AUGGGUUUUUAUGCUUGCCCAGGGUAUAAAAGAAAUGUCCGGCAAUGUGGGGGGCCCCCUCAGUACUACUGCAAAAGUUGGAGCUGUGUAACUUCUAAUGAUGGGGACUGGAAGUGGGAGGUGAACACCAAUGAUUACAUAAAAUUCUCCUUUGCCGACAGCCCAGCCAGAUGUACAGACCAAACUUCAAAUGGAGAAAGGGAUGAGCAGAUAAAAGUUACAUUCACUGAACAAGGAAAAAAGAAAUUAACCAAGUGGAAGUCAGGGCUCAGUUGGGGCAUUCAGGUUUAUUCAUACCCUUACCCAUCUGGGGUGUUAACCAUUUUACAGGAAGUAGAGCCCUUAGAUGCCGGGUCUGUAGGUCUGAAUGAAGUGUUAAACCCCCCAGAAAAAGGAGCCCCACCCCCUACAAGAAAGACGCUGAAAGAAUCGAGCACUGUAACCCCUGGCAUUUUUUCAGUCCAACAUGGACUCUCGGUCAUCUUGCUUCUCUGUACUUUUGCAAUUUACACUCAACAGUUGAACGUGAGCAUUGCCAUCCCAGCUAUGGGGAACCACACAUUCCCACCCAACCACCCCGAUGCCUCCACAGAAAGGCCCUUCACUGAGUGCUGGGACUACUGGAAUGAAACUCUAAAGGAAUUUAAGGCAGUGUAUGAGUGGAGUUCUGAAAUCCAAGUCAUCCUCAGCUCCCUCAACUAUGUCUCCUUAUUAGCUCCAAUCCCUCCUGGCUAUAUAACUGGAAUAUUUGGAGCCAAGCACAUGAUUGGUGCUGGCUUAUUCAUUUCCUCAGUCCUGAACCUCUUCAUUCCAUUCAUCCCACUGACAGCUAAUACUGGAGUGCUGUUGCUCACUGUUAUUCAGGUUAUCCAAGGCAAAGCUCAGGUUAUUAUAUCAACAGGUCAGUAUUUAAUUUGGGUCAGAUGGGCUUCUCCACUUGAAAGGAGUCAAUUCAUUAGCAUUGCUACAUCUGGGAUAAUGCUGGGAUGUAUCAUCAUCUUUGCUGUAGGUGGUCUCCUCUACCAGACCACAGGGUGGCCCUAUGUCCUCUGUAUCUUUGGAGUUCUUCUCCCAUCCAUGUUCAUGGUGUCCCUGUACUGGGUCAGAUUCAACACCAAUGCUACUGUGGCCAUCAUUAUACUAUCUCCUGCCUUCCACAGCUUUGGUAACUCAGGAGCCUUUGUUAACUUCCUAGAUAUUGUUCCUCAGUAG